AUGAGUUUAAGCCUUUCGCGUUUCACUUACGAGCUCAUAUACAAUGCGCUUCCGUUCCAAUCAAACAGGUCUACUUAUGCAGAUGUCGAAAGUGAUGUGCUGUUCGAAAACUGUCGCACUAUUCUUUUCAAUGUGGCCUCGGUACACGACAUAGAUCCAAUUGUGCAAGAAACGUUACGGCUUGUUGAUAUUAUUACCAAAAAAGAAGAUUCAGCGUCGCUGUCAACAAGCGUUUUGCACUCUUUAGUUGUUCUUCUUCGAUUAUUGAGUGAUGUGGCAGAGGCGGCAUGGAGAGAACAGGAACGUCGCAUAUGUGGCGAAAGCAAAAAGGAUGAUACCACAGAAGAUGAUGAUUUUAAUAUGAGCACAAAGCAUCGCGUUGGUUUCGCCACGCAACAACUCUGUUUCCACACGGUGCGACCUCGUGCUAUUGAAUCACAAACGGCAGUUCAGGUUUUAAAAACUGCCAUGAAACUGAAAUUUGAUAGCAAUAUUACCAAGGCUUUGGGGAACAUUUCGAGUGCGCAGGUUUCGAGUCCCUCACAGGGCGUGGAUCUCCCGAGUACUGGCAGAGAGUAUAAAUCGUCCGAUAGCGAAAGAUUAGUUGGCAUAAUUGAUGCGAAUUUCGAUUAUAUCUUACGUUUUAUUUCUGCAUCGAAUCCUCAGGAUUACCAGGAUUUCUUGGAUUCGGCGGUUAUCAAGCCGCUAGGUUCUGGACAUACGGCAAAUGAAGCCGAAAUUUUGCAUCAUUUGGAUCUCUUCUCUUACUAUUUUAUCACAUCACAAAAUCUGGCGAGUUUCCUUCAAAUGAUAUCUGCAGGAAUGAGCGGUUGGAAAAAAAGCAUAUAUCAAGAACUCACUAUCAUGUUUUCUUCGCAGGCAUUAACCAGCUGGAUUCUAUCACGACCAAUGGACUACCAAUCGCUGGUCGACAACACUCUUGCCUCGAAAAAUGGCACCGAAAACGUUACAAAAUUGGCAUCUUCGUUGUUUGACGAAAUAUACUCUUCCUUCAACGUGUCUUCCUUGCUUACAAUGACCGCCAACUCAAAUGCGGCAAUAACGGAAUAUAAAAAUUCGCCGUCUGCUUCUGAAGAGGGCACUCCUGUGUCGUCAUCCGGAAAACCUGGCUAUUUCUCACUGGAGCAUUUUGAGCCUCAUAAAGCACUUCCGCUUUCCAAGCAGGGAAGCCAAAAUACGAUAACUAGUUAUGCUCUUGGGUGGGAUUUUAUGAACUCUGCGGCUGUUACUGGCGUCCUAUAUGAUACGGAAGACCUUGCAACUGUUUCGAUUUUGCGAUUUCUCGCUGUAAUGCUGCUUUUCCAACUUCAUGUUUUUGAGGAAGUAAAUGAAAUAAGUUUCAAGCAUAUUCCUGACGAACCUUCCAGCCCAUCUCUCUCAGAAGAUGAUCUGGAAAGCGAUGAAAAUAAGAAACAGCAAUCAACAAUCCCAACCAAGAUGAGGAGUUAUUCCAACCAUAAGAAAUUGUCGACGUUCAAAAGACUCUCAACCUUUACUUCUUCGAAUAAAAAGAUUAAGUUUCUCACCACACUAAUCAAAAAUAUCAACGCGUCUCAAAUUGUAUCCGACACGUCAUUAUUGGACACUCUUAAAGUCAUUUUGAUACUCUUGCGACUUUCGUCGUCAAUUUAUCUGUGUGAUCCUUAUUCUCCGAUAGUUUUCUUUUCGAGGCGUCUCCUUUUUGUUCUAGGGGACUCGUUACAGCUCUGCGAAGAAUCCCAGGGUAAAAGAAAUCCUGUCCUUGCUCGCUGUCUUGCAAGAAAUCGUUCAACUCAUACUAAAUUGCAGGUUGCAUUUUUCCCUCCCGGGUUCAUUAUGGACACUGAUCAGUUUAUGGCCAAGAUUACUCAAUUUACGCGUGGCAAACAGUCUGACUUGAAACAUCUGAGGACGGUAACGGAAGGUUUUAAGCUCUUCUUCAGCAUACCUAAUGUUCCCUCAACUUGCCUCGAAGUUGUUUUAAAAACGACUGAUUUUUUGAAAGAAACUUUGAGAGAAAUGUCAGACAUCAUUUUGAAUUCUUCACCAGACUUUGGUGCUACUAAUGUCGAAUUUGUCAAUCAAGUGCUCGUCGGCGAAGCAUUAGGGGAUACAGAUACCUUCAAGAUAUCCAAAUCAACAAACCCUAUUUCGCUAUCCAAGACGAGCAGCACUUUACAGCAAUCAGCGUCAACCAAAAGUGGCUUGAAGUAUUCGCCUUCUUCUUCCUCCAUUUCUUCUAAUUCCAGCUCACACGGCGAAAGAAUGCCGUCUAGUGCUGUAAGACCAGAACUCAUAGCUCCGCGUGGGCGAAGAUCCUCUGGAUCAUUCGGCACAAUGUUUACAAAAGCAAAACCCAUUCCUUCGCCCGACGAUGAAAAGCAAUCAGCAAUGACGAAAUCUCACAUUGAGGGCUUACACAAGUCAAUGAAGUCUCCUCUCAAAUUUUCUCGUUCGCGUCAGUCUUCAAACGAAUCUCUCCCCCCAUUUUCAGCACAAUCACUCCCGGUGAGUAAUCGGUUUGAAGCGAAGACAACCUUAGUUUUGACCAAGAAAUCAGCUUACGUUGAAGAUGCACGUGUCGCUUUGGUAAACAUAAUGUCUGUUUACAAGAGGGUGAUAAAAUAUUAUUUUGUUUCAUAUGACGGCUAUAAUCGAGUUUCGGUCGGCGAGAACUUUGACCAAAUUAUAAGACCAAUAUUUGUUGGUCUGAUCGAUAGCCAUCCUGUUGUUCAAGAGGUGACGAAAUCUUUCACCGCAGUAAUUGCUUCCUACAUCGUGAAGGCCGAGCAUAAAGAUCAUUCAAACUGUAUCCACUAUGUGAUGUACCGGGGAUCAGCCUAUCUUGUGACCCUCCUGUCCUCAACGCUCUUCAACUUGAGCCUGGAGGAUAAGAAACGAGAAGAAUUGCUCGAGGUUAUGGCAAUUUUCCUAGAUAUUCGCAAGGAACUGUUUUCAAGUUUCGAAAAAGCAGAUUCGCUGGAAAAACUGCGACCAAUUGAAACGGAGACGUUCAAUACAUUUCAAGGUACAAUUGGAAGGGCUCUGUUUGCCUCGUUGUGCUCUCAUGAUACCAAAAUUCACAGGCUUCUUCGCACUUGCUUUAAGGCUCUCACUCAAGAACUGGACGCCCAUGAUUGCGUGAUGGGCUACUGCGACAAGGUCAACAGGUUUAACCGGCUGUUUUUCAAUGCAAUGUGUCGUGACAGUUACGUCUCAACGGGCGCCGUGGCUUUCCAACGUCGGCUGCGAUCAGACAUCUUAAAAUAUGUCAAGUUGCCGGAUAAGAUACUUUUCGAUACUCUCGACCUUGUGUAUAAGCGGUGGUAUGAACUAAGUGAGCGAGGUAACUUGAAUAAUAGUGAGGCUUCGAGCUUCAGAAAUUAUGCGGGGCUCAUUGCAGCCAGUUGUGGGGUAUUUUUGAUCUUGGACUCCCAUGUCGUCAAUGAAUACUCAUAUCUUCUGGAGUCCCGGUCCACAGUCAUUGAAUACAUCAACUAUUUCAUUGGGAAGCAGUGUUCGUGGCUUAACGAUGCUAAUCUUCUCACUCGAGAAAACUCGAAGGAUAUUUUAAGUGUGGAGCUGCAUCCUCUGGCAUUCAAAUUGCUAUUCGAGGCUCUUAAAACUAGAAUCGAUGCCUUAGAGCAGUUGGAUCUAUCUGCAUCAGAAAACGAUGCUGCAUUCCUUUUAUUGGAGCAAGUCAUAUUAAUAUUGAGAACUUUGCUGGAACGAGAUGAUGCAAGAGAGGAGUUAAUUCUCGUUUCUCUCGAACUUUUGUCUAUACUUGAACAACUCUUCAAGCUGGUCGAGUCGAUGUCGCAUAACUCCAUUCGGUUUUACAAAGCUAUAAUACACAUGUCAAAGAUGAUUAGAUCUUUUGAGCAUGCCGAAAAAAGCCUAUGCAUUUCGGGCCAUUUGCUAGUCAAGAACAAAUGGUUGAGAAUAGUGAUCUCUUGGUUUAAAUCCACGAUAUUCAAAGAUUAUGAUGUUGAAAAUCUUGGAAGGCCCCACCGUGAAAUGGAUCUGCAAAGGCGUGAUAUUGAUUAUCUCCAUGUUGAUACAUCGAUCGAAUCGUCCAAAGCACUUGCUUAUAUCACCCGAGAUCUCAUGCUAGAAGGUCCACUUUCUAUAUCUGAAAGUGAGUUGAAGCGAUCGAAAGCAGUAAUUUUUGGUAAUUAUUUUGGUACCCUCCUGAAAGGUUUAGAAAAGACGGCUUCGGUGGAAAAUUUUCCCACAACUUUGAGGCACAAGAUCAGUGUUCUCAAUGAAAAUAUUAUAACGACUCUCACAAACCUUCUGGAUGCUAAUGUCGAUGUUGGUUUCCAAUAUGCCCUCCCUAUAGGCUAUUCGAAAAACCAGAAUAUAAAACUGGCUUUCAUGAGGGUCUUUAUUAACAUCAUAUCCAAUUUCGAUAUUCACAAAACUAAAGCAAUGGAGAAAAAGAAUGAGUUGAUUGAGGUUUAUGUCUCUAAAGUCAUGAAAUACCCUUUUAUUUUGGCGAUUAUUGCAAGAGCGUGUCCUGCAAAUGAUAUCGAUGCUCUAGCAAGCAGUAUGCUAUCAGUCUUUCAAAUAAAAAACUGCUCUCACAUUGUCGUCGCUGAACUUGUGAAGGACGAAAUUCAAAGAGCGUCUCGCUACGCUGAGAUUUUGCGAAGAAAUAGUUGUGCAACGCGCGCGCUUUCGAUGUUUUCGCGCCUCAAGGGUACGGGAUAUCUGGUGAAAACUUUGAAGCCUAUAUUUACCGAAAUCAUUGACAAAAAUGAAUAUUUCGAGAUUGAAAAGCUAAAUUCCGACCAUCCCGAUGCCGAAAAAAAUGUGCAGCUUUUUGUCAAAUACCAAGCCAAGCUUAUUGGUGCAAUCACUAAUAUUACCGAUGACUUCCCCCCCGAGUUUUUUUUCAUUUGCCGAAUAAUUUACAGCUGUGUCGAGAAGAAAUUUGAGGGACAUGGAAAGCUUGCAGUUGGGUCGUUCAUAUUUUUGAGAUAUUUUUGUCCUGCCAUAGUCAGCCCUGACGCUGAAAAUAUUGUGGACAUAGUUGAUGCCAAGCAGAAAAGGACCUUCGUAUUACUCGCAAAAAUCACACAAAAUAUUGCAAACGGUUCCAUAAAUACGAUAAAGUGGCCUUUACUACAAUCGCAAGCAGAAUUUCUCAAGGAAUGUAGCUCAAAAGUCUCCAACUAUCUUUUGAGCCUUGCAUGUCCCGAUCGUUCAAUUAAAAUCAAAAUGCAACCUGCUAGAGGUGUGACUUUUGAAGAUUUUACAUUUCUUCACAAAUUCAUCUAUCAAUAUGGCCUUGUCGUUCGCCAACAGCUGAUAAAUCACAUUAAAACCGAGGAGGAUUUCGUGAUUUUCAAAGAACUAGCAAAGGAGACUGAUACCCUACUUUCAGCUCUAGGACAGCCUAGGAUGGAAUUCAGAAAUGAAAUUCCGGCUUACAUCAGAGACAACAUGGACGAGUAUCCCGGACUCUACGAUUUUAUGAGCAGACAUUCAAUGCGCACUUUUGAUUUCAAAGAUACGUAUACCUUUAUUCACGAAGCAAUCUCGGCAGAGGGUUUUCCAGUCAUCGUCUUUUCUCUCAAGCUAUUGCAGAAACACGGUGGAGAUCCGGAAGCGUUAACUUAUAGAGUGUUUCAGGUCUACUCUAAAAUCUGGGCUAGUAAACACUAUUUUGUCAUGGAUUGCACAGGUUCCACAGAUCAAAAAGCGGACGAUAAGAAAAUAUUCACUUUCUUCUUUAACCUGAUACCUGAUGAAGCUGCCAGAAAUUGUGUGGGAUUUUACUAUUACAACAUGACAGAAGCUUUUUUGAACUGGUGGCUUCCGAUAUUUCGGGCACAUAACCCAUACUUGGUUCCCUACAAGACACCUCAUCAUUUCAUAAACAGUGACGCUAGUCCUGAAACCGUGAAAAAUUUGCGCUUGACAGAAUAUUCUAAUGAGGUAUACGCAGACGUUAGAGUGACUUUGCAUGAUGUUUCAUUAUAUGAUUCGAAAAAAGGUCGGUUUACCCCAGUGACUCUUAAAAUCGGCAACAAAUAUGCGCAGAUGAUAAGCGACACUCCAAGGCGGCUAAAAAUAAAUGGAAUUGACGACGUGGUUUCGGUCAAAUUCAACAACGUCUACGAAAUUGCGGACCUCGAAUCGACUGUCGUUUCGUUCGAAACAGGAGUAUCUUCUGAAUUCACCAUCAACUUUUUUAAUAGUCCAAAGAUGAUCUUUUGCAGCUCAAAGUAUUUGGAAAUCAUCAAGAUUUUCUACUAUGCACAGGCUCGUAUUGAAGAAGAGUAUGAAGAUGGUUUCGGCAUGAUGGCGCCGAAUAAUGAUACGCAAAACGAUGAGAGCGAAACAAGAGAGAUACUUGGUCAUUUGCUCUUAGUUGUGUACGCAGGAUUUUGCAGCGGCGAUGAAGAUGUCAAAGCGGUUUCCUAUAAUCUCCUGGCAGUAACUCAAGAAGCGUUUGAACUGGACUUUGGAUGUAAGCUUAGAGUAUCACCCGAAGUGCAUGUACCACAUGACAUUUCUGCUUUUUGUUACUCCGUUUUCAAGGUAUUGGCCAAAACGGCUCCUCAGCUAUCGUUCGUGGUAUGGAAAUCAGUUUUGGAAGGUUUGUCGGGAAUAAUAGAGGAUCCUUAUGUUCCCCACGUCAUAACUACCUUGGAGCCCUGGGUUGGCAACCUUUACAAACAUGUUUAUCUCGCGAAUGAUGAGCAGGGUCCCGAGAAUGUUUCCUCUAUUAUUCGAACGCUCAUAAAACUGAGCGUUGCCGACCCGCGAUUAACAAUGAUAUACAAUCAAUGCAUCUGGUCGAGUCUAAUUUUGGAAACGGAUUUGGUUGGAGUUCUCGUGGACGAAAUAAUUAAUCACUCCUUGGAUAGAGAGUCGGAGGGCGCCGAUUGGAAAAAUGGGAUAUCUCUCAUAACAAGGGUGUCAACAGUCGAGGUCUGCAGUGAGAUCAUUCACAGGAUUUUGAAAUUAACAAGGUCCUUUUUGCCCUCUCUGAAGCUCGAGGCCUCGACAAAUAGCUGGUCGGAAUUGAUUAUUCUUGUCAAUGUUUGCGUUGCGCUAUUCUUCGAUUCUCUCCUACUUGCCGAGAUGUUUUUACCUGAGGUCUUGUACAUUGUUUCUUUGUUGAUCGACGUGGGCCCCUCAGAGCUGCGGUCAAGUCUUCACAAACUCCUCAUGAACGUUUCACAGUCGCUCUCUACCAAUGAGACCCUUACAGACGAACAAAGAGCUCGGAUUGAUGACAUUAAUUCUGUAUUUGCUCGACACAAAAUGAAGUUCAUGUUCGGGUUCAGUCAGGACAAAGGGCGUCUGCUACAAAACUUCAGUGCAUCGUCAUUUUUGACCAAGUUUACGACCUUGGAAUGCCUGAUUCAAAAUAUCAUAACGCUUAUUGAAAAUGCAUCCAUAACGGACUCAAGUCAAUGGAAAGCAAAAUUCAGUAAGUACGUGAUGGAUUCAGUGUUCAAUGUCGAUUCCUUUUUAUCGGCUCGCGCGGUGAUGAUUAUUGGUAUAAUGGGACAGGUAGGCAUCUCUGAGUCUCUUUGCAAAAGUUUGCUACGACAAACGAUCAAAGUGAUAGCGGAACCAUACGUCAGCGAUGAGCUGCUAUUCUUCACUAUAUCGCAUGCAUUCACUUACAGUAAGAUUGUUCAAGGUCUCAAGGAAGAUUCGACAUUAUUACGCCAGUUAUUUUGGCUUGCAACGACAUUCACACAGUCUUCUAACACAAUUUUUUACCACGGGGGUAUGCUUUUCAUGGCCAAUGCCGUUAAGCGGAUUUUUUCUUUAAAGGAGAAAGACGGAAGCUCACUGCAAGCGAUAUUGUUUGAGGGCCGAAGUUUUGCCGAAAAAGACUUAAUCGAACUCGAAUCCAUGUCCAAUCUAAGAUGGACAGAGGAAAAUUUUCCCCAUAUCAUUCUCAACAUGAUCAGCAAGGGACUUUUGAUUCCUUAUAUCAAAGUAAAUGCAGUCGAAUGUCUUUCGCUUUUCUUCUCUUUGAGCAAACAAAAACUUAACGAGAAUAAGAGAAAGGACUAUAUGUGCUACUUGUUGUUCCUUUACUUGGUUUUAAGGCCGUCGAAACUAAAAGCUUUGCUGGACGAGGAAGGUUUAAUGGAAAACGUGGUGCAUUUGGACGAUCAAAACUGUGCUCCAUCAGAGCUAUUGGAUUGGUUGGAAUCCGAUUCGAAAAAUUCGCUUGUAGCACUAUAUCAGGCUUCAGUGUAUUUUGCAUCUGGGGUCUCGGACGAGUUAAGCAAGAUCCGAUACCUAUUGCUUGUGAACAAUAUGGCGAAGAAAAAGCCUUUAAAACUUUUCAAGAUAUAUUCUCUGAUCAGAAAUGAAUUGAGGCGAAUCUCGGCACUUGAUGUUCAGUCAGAAUUUCCAAACCUGGUUUUCUCAAUUGCUCAGACGAUGGUAAAACAUGAAGAAUAUUUCGAACACGACGAUAGCCUCGAUGAGACUAUUGCCUAUCUGGAGAAGAGGGGUUUAGGUGGGCUUGCAAUGGUGGAGUUUGAGAGCUCAUCGAUGGAAAUAAUGUCCAAUAUUCGCACCAAUCCUUAUGCUGUUUACGAGGCUAAAAAAUUAACUUUGACUAUCCUGUCCAAAAUGGCAGGUGGCUGUUAA
Molecule: messenger RNA, 8634 nt
Organism: Lachancea mirantina
Lineage: Eukaryota; Fungi; Ascomycota; Saccharomycetes; Saccharomycetales; Saccharomycetaceae
Source: the annotation of a GenBank genome assembly